CCGAGCCCCGCAAAUCUCCGGCUGAACUAUGCAAAAAGUAUCAAAUGUUUUGAUCACUAAUAACUUGAUAAAUGGAGAGCAGUAACAGUCUCAGGAUCCCCACACGUGUCACGCGUCUGAAGGUAACCUGGUAAUGGGGCCGAAAAAUGUAUGGAAGUGAAAAGAGCAUUUCCACGUCAAGUGAAGGGGGGCCUGCUAUGAUGGCUCAAGAGUACUGCUGUGCCUCGGCAGAUGAGGGAGCAGAGAGCGGCCCACACGUCCCAUUCGUGUUGGAGAGAAGGGAGAAGGAGGAGGAAAGCUGGAGGACAGCCGUUUCACACCAACUGAAAAAGCAGUGCACAUGCAGCUCAGAGCGAGCCAAAGCCCAGGUUCUAGGGUUCGUCCCCAUCCUGAAAUGGCUGCCACGCUACCAGCUCAAAGAUUGGAUCCUGGGUGACGUCAUGUCAGGGUUGAUAGUGGGCAUCCUGCUGGUGCCCCAGUCCAUUGCCUAUUCUCUGCUGGCAGGCCAGGACCCUAUCUAUGGCCUCUACACCUCCUUCUUCUCCAGCAUCAUCUACACCCUGCUGGGCACCUCACGCCACAUCUCUGUGGGCAUCUUCGGGGUGCUGUGCCUGCUGGUGGGCCAGGUGGUGGACAGGGAGUUGGCACUGGCAGGGUACAUCACAGAGAGUAUCAGGAACAACGCUACCCUGGGACUGGGCAUGGGGAACAGCACCGGAGGGCCGGUCUGUGAUAGGAGCUGCUAUGCCAUCAUGGUGGGGACCACAGUCACAUUUACAGCAGGGGUCUACCAGGUGUUGAUGGGCCUCCUGCAGGUGGGCUUUGUAUCCGUGUACCUGUCAGACUCCCUCCUGAGCGGCUUCGCCACGGGGGCCUCUCUCACCAUCCUGACCUCCCAGGUCAAGUACCUCCUGGGACUGGAGUUGCCCCGCGCCCAGGGCUGGGGUUCCCUCAUCAAGACCUGGGUCAGCCUCUUCCAGAACCUGGGCCAGACCAACCUCUGUGACCUGGUCACCAGCAUGGUGUGCCUGGCGGUGCUGGUCCCCACCAAAGAACUCAACGACCGCUUCAAGGCCAAGCUCAAAGCCCCCAUCCCCUUCGAGCUGUUUGUUGUCAUCGCUGCCACUCUGGCCUCCCACUUCGGUCACUUCGAGGAGGAGUACGGCUCGAAAGUGGCCGGCGCCAUCCCCACGGGCUUCCUGCCCCCCCAGCUCCCGUCCUGGUCUCUGAUCCCCAACGUGGCGGUAGAUGCCUUCUCCAUAGCCAUCGUGGGCUUUGCCAUCACCGUCUCCCUGUCUGAGAUGUUUGCCAAGAAGCACGGCUACGUGGUAGAUCCCAACCAGGAGAUGUACGCCAUAGGCUUCUGUAACAUCCUGCCCUCCUUCUUUCGCUGUUUCACCACCAGCGCUGCCUUGACCAAGACCCUGGUGAAGGAGUCUACAGGCUGCCAGACUCAGAUGUCUGGCCUGGUCACAGCCCUGGUGCUGCUGCUGGUGCUGCUGGUCAUUUCCCCCCUCUUCUACUCUCUGCAGAGGUGUGUGCUAGCAGUGAUCAUCUUGGUGAAUCUCCGGGGAGCAUUGCUUAAGUUCACAGACGUCCCGCGGAUGUGGCGUGUGAACCGCUUGGACGCCGCCAUCUGGCUCGUGACCAUGGCAACCUCAGCGUUGAUAAACACAGAGCUAGGCCUGCUGGUGGGGGUUAUGGUCUCAGCCUUCUGUGUGUUGGGGCGCACCCAGAGAGUCCAGGCCUUAGAGCUGGGCCGGGCUGGCCAUCGGGAGCUUUAUGAGGACCUAGCCUCCUACAAGGGCCUGCAGUCCCAGCCUGGAGUGGCCAUCUUCCGCUACGAGGCGCCCAUCUACUACGCCAACCAGAGCCUGUUCAAGAAGGCCCUGUACCGCUGCCUGGGCCUGGAUCCCGUCAAGGAGAAGGCCCGGCGCAGGAAGCUAGAAAAACAUAGGAGAAAGCAAGAAGAAGUAGCCAUGACGACAGGAGGGGAGGGCGGGACUAAGGGUAAAGAGAAAGAGUUGACCACCACCACCAAAGUCUUCCUACCAAAUCAAGUCAACUUCCACUCUGUGGUGAUAGACUGCAGCCCGGUGCUGUUCCUGGACACAGCAGGGGUCAAUGCAUUGAAGGAGGUGUAUAAGGAUUAUAAGGAGAAUGGGGUACAGGUGUUCCUGGCCCAGUGUAAUACCUCAGUACUGGAGUCACUGAACAGAGGUGGCUACUACCCAGAGAAGGGUAUGGGAGAAAAGGAAAGAGUGUUUUUCACCAUCAGCGAUGCCGUCCUCUAUGCACAGAGCCUCUCAUCUCAGAAUGGUGACUGUGACACGUCCUGUUAACAAGAGCUUUAAAGAUUGUACAGUGCCUUCGGAACGUAUUCAGACCUUUUAACUUUAGUCACAUUUUGUUACAUUACAGCCUUAUUCUAAAA
Molecule: messenger RNA, 2434 nt
Organism: Salvelinus namaycush (lake trout)
Lineage: Eukaryota; Metazoa; Chordata; Actinopteri; Salmoniformes; Salmonidae
Gene: slc26a2
Product: solute carrier family 26 member 2
Exons: 5
Coding region: 147-2342 (731 amino acids)
Biological process (GO): transmembrane transport
Cellular component (GO): membrane
Molecular function (GO): bicarbonate transmembrane transporter activity; chloride transmembrane transporter activity; oxalate transmembrane transporter activity
Source: RefSeq, a predicted model, not a curated record